Messenger RNA from Branchiostoma floridae (Florida lancelet), 2107 nucleotides. RefSeq lists its product as uncharacterized. Bases 215 to 2107 code for a protein of 630 amino acids. The record is from RefSeq and is a predicted model, not a curated record. Lineage: Eukaryota; Metazoa; Chordata; Leptocardii; Amphioxiformes; Branchiostomatidae. The transcript is spliced from 12 exons.
UUACCUCCCCCCGGAAAACCUCUCCACGCGUGUUGUAAUUCAUUGCCACUGCCAGGGGGAAGUACCUUGAGUGUAACAGCCAAGAGAAAAAUUGGGGCAGCUGUUGCAGACAACGUCCGUGUGUGUGGCUACGAAGUUUAGAGAUUGGUGGUUGAACACUUACAGCUGUCUGGGACGCGAAAACUUGGUAUCUGACUACCUGAGUGGUGACGUCAUGGAUUGGGCCUCCUCUCACCAAAUUCUCCUCCUUUCAGCUGCGGGUGCAGGAGUGGCCUUUUAUGCCGCCCGGAAGUACUUUGGCGGGGGCGUGUGUUACAGCACAGCCAGGCUGGAGGGGAAGACUGCCAUCGUUACAGGUUCUAAUACAGGACUGGGCAAGGAGACGGCACGUGAUCUGGCCAGGAGAGGUGCCCGGGUGAUCCUUGCCUGUAGAAAUGUGACCAAAGCUGAGGAAGCAGCGGAAGACAUUCGUAAGACUACCGGAAACGGAAAUGUCGUAGUGCUGAAGUUAGACCUGUCAUCUCUGGCCUCUGUCCGAGAGUUUGCUGCAGGAAUUAACGAGAAGGAAGAGCGACUGGACAUUCUCAUCAACAAUGCAGGGAUCAUGAUGUGCCCGCAGUGGAAGACAGAAGACGGGUUUGAGAUGCAGUUCGGCACGAACCACCUGGGUCACUUCCUCCUCACCAACCUGCUGAUGGACAAGCUCAAAAAGUGCGCACCCAGCCGGGUCGUGACCGUGUCUUCUAUGGGGCAUCAGUGGGGGAAGAUCCAUUUUGACGACAUCAACUUGGAAAAUGGCUACGAACCUCUGAAGGCGUACGGUCAGAGCAAGCUGGCCAACAUCCUCUUCAUCCGGGAACUGGCAAAGAAGCUGGAAGGAACAGAAGUGACCUGCUAUGCCGUUCAUCCGGGCGGUGUGCGGUCGGACCUGUCCCGGUACAUGCCCGACGCCCAUGGACGUUGGCUGGCCCUUGUGCAGCCCUUAGUCCAACUUGGCAUGUACGUCGUCGGAAAAAGUCCGGAGCAGGGUGCACAGACCUCCCUCCACUGUGCCCUUCAGGAGGGCUUGGAGUCCAAGUCUGGUCUGUACUUCAGCGACUGUGCGCCAAUAGACCCGAGUCCAGCAGGUCAGGACGACGAGGUGGCUAAGAGACUGUGGGAGGUCAGCGAGGAGAUGGUGGGACUCAAAAAUACUGACAACAUGGCGGAUAGCGGUGGUGAACUGGAAAAGCAAGAGUCACGCCUAGUCGUAUUUGCAGGGAUCCUUGUAGGAGUAGCCGGGGUGGUACUUAUGAGAAAGUACUUCGGUGGAGGUGUGUGCCGCAGUACCGCACGGCUGGACGGGAAGACUGUCGUCAUCACCGGGGCGAACACGGGCAUCGGCAAGGAGACGGCAAGGGACAUCGCCAAAAGGGGUGCCCGGGUGAUCCUUGCUUGUAGAGAUUUAACGAAAGCUGAGGCUGCAGCUGCAGAGAUUCGCCAGGACACCGGAAACGGAAAUGUCGUCACAGAGAAGAUGGACUUGGCCUCCCUGAAGUCUGUCCGUGAGUUCGCACUCAAAGUUAACGCCAGGGAAUCUCGACUGGACAUUCUUAUCAACAAUGCUGGAAUCAUGGCCUGUCCACAGUGGAAGACAGAAGACGGUUUUGAGAUGCAAUUCGGCACGAACCACCUGGGUCACUUCCUCCUCACCAACCUGCUGCUGGACAAGCUCAAGAAGUCCGCACCCAGCCGGGUCGUCAACGUCUCCUCCGGCGCUCAUGAGCAAGGAGCAAUCAACUUUGAUGACAUCAACUUGGAGAGGACUUACACUCCAUGGGGUGCCUAUGGACAGAGCAAGCUGGCCAACGUACUCUUUACUAAGGAACUGGAUCGAAAGUUGAAAGACUCGGGAGUGACGACCUACAGUCUUCACCCAGGCGUCAUCAACACGGAACUGUCACGCAAUAUGGAUGCCGCCUUUGGCUGGGGAUUCACCCUGCUCAGUCCAGUCCUUUCUGCCGCCGUGCGUCUGUUUGGGAAGUCAGUCCAACAGGGCGCCCAGACUACCAUCCACUGUGCGGUGACCGAGGGUCUGGAAGGUUUUUCCGGACAAUACUUUGCGUGA